Carlito syrichta (Philippine tarsier) is the source of this 825-nucleotide messenger RNA. RefSeq names its product LYR motif containing 7 (gene LYRM7). The coding region runs from base 63 to 389 and encodes 108 amino acids. The transcript is spliced from 5 exons. NCBI's taxonomy places the organism in Eukaryota, Metazoa, Chordata, Mammalia, Primates, Tarsiidae. The record is from RefSeq and is a predicted model, not a curated record. Gene Ontology annotation, biological process: mitochondrial respiratory chain complex III assembly.
CCAGGCGUUGAUUGGCUGCCUAGAGGCGGGGUGAUUCGGCCGCCUGAGAGGUAGCCGCAGCGAUGAGGAGAGCCAUGGGUCAGGCGGCCAAGGUUUUACAGCUCUUUAAAACAUUGCACAGGACCAGACAACAAGUUUUCAAAAAUGAUACCAGGGCAUUAGAAGCAGCCAGAAUAAGGAUAAAUGAAGAAUUCAAAAGUAAUAAAAAUGAAACUUCUCCUAAGAAAAUAGAAGAGCUAAUAAAAAUAGGUUCCGAUGUUGAAUUGUUACUCAGAACUUCUGUUGUACAAGGUAUUCACACAGACCACAAUACACUGAAAUUAGUCCCUAGGAAAGACCUUCUUAUAGAAAAUGUGCCAUAUUGUGAUGCACCAACUCAGAAGCAAUGAAUGUUCUAGGAUAAGACAAAUCUUUGUACUUUUAACUUUAAAAAAUAUAACUCUGAUGAAAGUCCUGGAAUUGCAGACAUUUUUCUCUGAACUGACAUACUGAAAAUGAAUGAAUUAAAGAAUAGCUUCAUAUUUAAAUUUCAUGUUAAAAGAAUAUUGCUGAAACUGCAGAACAUAGCUAAGUAUUUCUAAAGGAAAUUAGAUAAGAAGACAGUUCAUUUUUAUUUAAAAUCAAAUUUUAUAAAGUAAAAUAAAUGUUUGGGGAGAUAUAUUCACUUCUCUUUGACCUUGAUGAGUAUUUGUUCUUAAAUAGCUAUUUAAAACUGUUGUGUCUUACUUGACAAAUUGGUAAGUUUUCCUCGAACGUGAAAUGCAAUUAUUAGAUUUGAAUUAUUAAAUUAAGGAUAUUUAGUCCCCAAAAAUAUUAAAUUGGUCA